This is a messenger RNA of Bufo bufo (common toad), 1051 nucleotides long. RefSeq names its product PRELI domain containing 3B (gene PRELID3B). The coding region runs from base 88 to 672 and encodes 194 amino acids. The transcript is spliced from 6 exons. Gene Ontology annotation, molecular function: phosphatidic acid transfer activity. Gene Ontology annotation, cellular component: mitochondrial intermembrane space. Lineage: Eukaryota; Metazoa; Chordata; Amphibia; Anura; Bufonidae. The record is from RefSeq and is a predicted model, not a curated record. Gene Ontology annotation, biological process: phospholipid transport.
GGUCGCCGCGCCUGCCUGGACUGCGCACUGAGCGAGCGCUUGUGUCACUUGGUGUCUGGCGGGUGGCGAGUUCGUGUCACCGGUAACAUGAAGAUCUGGACCUCGGAGCACGUGUUCGACCACCCAUGGGAAACUGUCACAACAGCCGCUAUGCAGAAGUACCCUAACCCCAUGAACCCGAACGUGGUUGGCGUGGACGUACUAAACAGACAUGUAGAUGGCAGUGGGAAGCUACACAGUGACCGGCUUCUCAGCACCGAAUGGGGCAUGCCUAGCCUUGUCAAAUCCAUAAUCGGGGCAUCAAGGACGAAGACCUACAUUCAGGAACACUCGGUGGUGGAUCCUGCGGCGAAAACAUUGGAACUGAAGUCCACUAAUAUCACCUUCACACACAUGAUAUCUGUGGACGAAAGACUAGUCUACAAGCCACAUCCCCAGGAUGACAAAAAAACUGUCCUAACGCAAGAAGCAAUCAUAAGCGUAAAAGGAGUCAGUCUGAGCAGCUAUUUGGAGGGAAUGAUGGCAAACACUAUAUCCAGCAAUGCUAACAAGGGCCGAGACGCCAUGGAAUGGGUCAUCAGCAAACUAAACAGCGAACUAGAGGAUCUGAAGGCAACAACCAGAGGAGGCAUCAGGACGACCAUAGCUGCUGCAGCCUAUGUAGAGGAAUGAUCCUUCCACCUCCGCGUCACUAGGUGUUAUACUGGAAAGGCUGCAGCGUCUCUCCGUGCACAGAAUUUAUUUAUUCUUAUUUAAGAAUGUAUUUUUAUUAAGUAGGAUUUUUUUUCAAAUUGAAGCUUGGAGAGAAGUGGCAGCGAUGUGGGAACAAGAAAAGCCGGGGACCAGGCUGUGAAGUGACCAUUCAUAACUGUAGCACGGCCUCUUCCUAAUAAACCCAUUUUCUAGCGUCAGCGCAGUUGUGACCUUCUCAUACCAGCUUGGGACCAAGGGCUGUUUCAAACCAGCACCUCUCGCUGAAGCACCCGCAGUCUUACUGGGCAGAGAUGCACUGCUCUACAAUAACUUCUGAGGAUGUUAUGGCCAUUAGCAA